AUGACCCCAUCGGACGGGCGUCUGCAGUGCAUUUCGUACACGUUGUACGGGGCUCGCUCCCAACGCCUUGGGACUGCUGCGCAAGGAGAUGGACCGUCAACCGCUGUCCACGAGCCAGUGGAAAUCAGUCGGCAUAUGUUUUGCCGGGUUGGGUUGUCGCUGCGUCGUGCUACGCCAACAUUCUCCUUUAUUUCAAACAUGACACCGAAUAUGUCAGUGUGA
Sporothrix schenckii 1099-18 is the source of this 222-nucleotide messenger RNA. RefSeq lists its product as uncharacterized. The coding region runs from base 1 to 222 and encodes 73 amino acids. NCBI's taxonomy places the organism in Eukaryota, Fungi, Ascomycota, Sordariomycetes, Ophiostomatales, Ophiostomataceae. The record is from RefSeq and is a predicted model, not a curated record. The transcript is spliced from 2 exons.